Helianthus annuus (common sunflower) is the source of this 486-nucleotide messenger RNA. RefSeq names its product classical arabinogalactan protein 9-like. The record is from RefSeq and is a predicted model, not a curated record. Lineage: Eukaryota; Viridiplantae; Streptophyta; Magnoliopsida; Asterales; Asteraceae. The coding region runs from base 1 to 486 and encodes 161 amino acids. The transcript is spliced from 3 exons.
AUGGAACAACAACUCUUUUUCACAACCAUCUUCAUCCUCACCGGAAUAACAGCAACUGCCGACGACCUCACAACUUCACUAUGCAACACCUGCACCCCCAUAUGUUCAUCUCCACCGUCCACCACCACCCCAACACUAUCUUCACCUGCCGUCACACUCAAACCACCACAAUCUCCUUCUUCUCCACCUGCCACCGUGUCAAAGCCACCGCCAUCUCCAACUCCGGCCCACCACACUCCACCUCCACCCCGGUUUUACUACUUUGACUCGCCGGAAUCUUUGGCUCCGCCGGCGGUGACAUCAUAUCCACCGCCGGCUUACAUCACAUUGGGGGGUGGUGGUGGUGGUGGCGGCCCACCGUCUCCGAGGCUUGUGUAUUUUCCAGCGACACCGGCAGGGGCGGGUGCUUCUUGUUGUUCUCAUGUAGAGGUUUUGUGGGUUUUAAUGUUGUUGGUUUGUUUGUCUUACAUGGGAAAAGAGGAUUAA